AUGGCGACUAAAGAUUUUCAUGUUGGGUUGGCUAGUCCUCACGCCGAGUCUCUGCGAUCAUUCACGGAGACAUUACCGGACGAAUAUCACGAAUGGGUCUCCGAAUCAGGACGAAGUUCGCGAAAUGAUCAUAUCCUGGAAGAUUUCCCCCAGCCGCCCAACCGUGGUCUCAAUCUCGAUGCCAUUGAAGAAGAAACAGUAUUCCCCACUCCGAGAACAUCGAUCAAGAAUAUGCGACGAACGGUGACAACAAACGAACUCACCAUGGGUAUGGGUAUGGGUAUAACAACCGACCUCCCUCUGCUUCAACAGGUCAACCCCUACGAAGACGCGGAAGAGUUUCACCCCGUCAUUGAAGAAAACGGCGUUUCAUAUGAUUUGAUCGCGCCUUUUGAAGGGGACGAAGCGCCACUUCAUAAGCUAGAGCGAGUCUCAGAUGUUAUGUUUGGCACCGAGCAUAUGUUACAUAUCCUCAAUAACCCGCGCUACCUAUCUCGGUUCCGCGACUUUCUUUUGGAAGAACGGCCACGUUCAAUCUCAACUCUCACCUACUAUCUUAAUGCCGUUAAAGCGCUCAAGGCCAUUGAGUUCGCCAAUGCUUUAGUGCGCCUAUCUAUCGAUGUUCCGCCUGCUGCCAUUCAAAACAUCCAACUGAGUAACGAGGCCGUGGGAAUCACCGCGAACAAACCCCUUGAACAAAGAGUCGAAGAUGGACUGCGCGCUUUAACGGCCGAGGAACUUCCCGCAUUCAUCACCUCCAGGUGUAUCACAAUCACUAGCAAAAUUGUUGAGGAGCGAGUACGUGGCACAUUGCCGAUGAAGUUUCGAGAAACGUCCAACGCAUUAGCGGAAGUCUUUUGCUUAACGGAUCCGACGCGGCCUGACAAUCCCAUCAUCUUUGCUUCCGAAGAAUUCCACAGGACAACGCAAUACGGCAUGGACUAUGUUCUCGGGCGCAACUGUCGGUUCUUACAGGGCCCAAAGACAAACCCAAACAGUGUUCGGCGGAUCAGAGAAGCCAUCAAAGAGUGCCGACAUCACUCUGAGCUAUUCUUAAACUAUCGUCGUGAUGGGUCUCCGUUUAUGAACCUUCUCCAAUGCUCCCCUCUAUGCGACAGCCAAGGCCGCGUAAAGUACUUCAUUGGCGCGCAGAUUGACGUAUCUGGACUUGCGCUAGACGGCGCCCAAAUGGAGUCUCUUAUUGAACUACAAUCCCGAUAUAGGGAUCCCGACGAGGAAAGCGUGGCAGAGAUGCCUGAACCCACACACAAAGGCGAAUUCCAAGAGCUAUGCGAACUUUUCAGUCCUCGUGAACUGACCGCUGUUCAAGAGCACGGUGGCGACCUUUUCCAACCCUCUUCUAACCGGCUUACCAUGAAGAGCCAUCGAACAUGGCUUCAACGCGGCGGUUCUAUCGAUAGCGAGACUGAAGCUAUCCGCCUCCGGGAUAUGAAGUCGCCAUUACAACGUGGGGCUCUUUCUGGCGUAUAUGAGAACUAUCUCCUUGUUCGGCCAUAUCCGUCUCUUCGGGUCCUCUUCACUUCUCCGUCUCUUCAAAUCCCUGGCAUGCUUCAAUCCUCAUUCUUGUCUCGUAUUGGCAGUUCUGCCGCUGUCAAAGAUGAGCUUGUGGAGGCAAUGAUGCACGGUCGCAGCGUCACAGCACGAAUCAAAUGGGUCACGCGAUUUAACACUGAGGGUCGCAACCGUUGGGUGCAUUGUACCCCUUUGCACGCCAGUAAUGGCCAGGUAGGAGUUUGGAUGGUGGUGAUUGUGGACGAUGACGAAGAAACACUACUUAAUUGGAGGAACUCGGAGCGUAGCUAA
Messenger RNA from Penicillium verhagenii, 1824 nucleotides. Its product is annotated as PAS-associated C-terminal. The transcript is spliced from 5 exons. Gene Ontology annotation, cellular component: nucleus. NCBI's taxonomy places the organism in Eukaryota, Fungi, Ascomycota, Eurotiomycetes, Eurotiales, Aspergillaceae. The record is from RefSeq and is a predicted model, not a curated record. Bases 1 to 1824 code for a protein of 607 amino acids.